GAAUACGAUUUUACGCACUUGAAUACGGAUAAGGUGAAGACGGAAGUGAAGACAGAAAUCGAUGGAAAGAAAGAAGAAAAUCAAAAGAAGAGCGCCGAUUCAGUAGAAGAUCAUGAUAAUGUCGAACAUAGUCAGAUGCAGCGACCACAAGAUGAAAACAACUGAACAUCGAUGGAAAUUGUUGACAGUGUGAAUGACACAAAGCGACGAAAUGCUGUUGUCAAUCAAAGAAGUAAAUCGAAGAAACAUAAAUGUGAUGUCUGCGAAUAUAGCUCCGAAUACAAGUCAGACUUGAACCGACAUUUACUAAAACACACUGGCGAAAAGCCAUUUGGAUGCGAUUACUGUCCAAAACGUUUCACUAGCAAACAAAAUCUCUGUUCCCAUCAGAAAGUGCACGUUGAAGAGUUUCUGUUUCACUGCGAUGUCUGUUUAGAAGGAUUCAACAUCAAAGAUGGAAAGAUUGAGCAUGAAACUGGUUGCAAGGCUAUUCGCUACGCAUGCCAUUUGUGUCAGCAAUCAUUUGGAUCAGAGAAGAAUAAUUUGAUUCGACAUAUGCGGGUACAUACUGGCGUCAAACCAUACAAAUGCCAACAAUGUUUGAAAGAAUUCAACCUGAAACACAAUCUUAAUGUUCACAUGAAAUUUCACACGAAAAAGUUGCCAUUCAAAUGUUCGAUUUGUCGCCAUGGAUUUUCGAAGCAAUCACAAUGCAAAGCACACGAGAAAUACUGUUAUCGACGCUGCUAUGAAUGCCAUCGUUGCCGGAAGUUCUUUCAAUCGAAGAAAGCUGAUUUGGAAAUUCACAUUCGAACGCAUUCGGGUGAAAAGCCGUUUCAGUGUAAGUUGUGUCGAAUUGGAUUUGCAGCAAAAUCAAACUUAACAAGACACAUGAAAAGCCGUACCCACUUGAAGAAAUCUUAAACUAAAUUGACUAUUUCACUGAUUCAACGACUAAGCAAAUGACAGAAAAUGAAUUAAAUUUCCAAACUCACAUUUCAUUUAAUAUUCAUAUUCAUUUACAUUUUAAUUCAAUUUUUUCAUCAUAAUUUUUUUUAAAGAACCAGGCGUUCAGCGAGAAAAUAUUUACAUGUCACUCAAUACCAUUGUUUACAAUAGGCUGGAGCCUAUAUGUAAGUUUGAAAGUGGAUUUGGCCGCCUGGUUCUCAAAUUCCGUUGAAACAUCUUUAAGCAACAUUUUUUAUUUGUACACAUCAUUGAGUGUUUUUCAUUUUUAUCAAAUCAGAAACCAUUUAUCGUAAUA
Messenger RNA from Contarinia nasturtii (swede midge), 1264 nucleotides. Its product is annotated as zinc finger protein 239-like. The coding region runs from base 172 to 924 and encodes 250 amino acids. The transcript has a single exon. The record is from RefSeq and is a predicted model, not a curated record. Lineage: Eukaryota; Metazoa; Arthropoda; Insecta; Diptera; Cecidomyiidae.